Molecule: messenger RNA, 1080 nt
Organism: Sphaerodactylus townsendi
Lineage: Eukaryota; Metazoa; Chordata; Lepidosauria; Squamata; Sphaerodactylidae
Gene: DCAF12
Product: DDB1 and CUL4 associated factor 12
Exons: 5
Coding region: 205-1065 (286 amino acids)
Cellular component (GO): Cul4-RING E3 ubiquitin ligase complex
Molecular function (GO): protein binding
Source: RefSeq, a predicted model, not a curated record
AAGCGCGCCUGCUUCCGUCGCCGCCGGGCGCGAAAUGCCGUGAGCGGCGCCCGGUCGGCCGGCAGCUCAGGCGCGGGAGGACAGAGCGCGCCCGCCCGCCCGCCCGUCCCAUGCUCCGUCGGUGCCGGCGGGCGACCCUUUCCUUUCCCUCCCCCCUCAUGCGGGGCCCGGGCAGGGGUCGCGCCCGAGACCUCCCCUCGCGACAUGGCCAGGAAGACAGUUAGCAGGAAGAGGAGAGCGGCCGCCCCCGCCGCGGGGCCCGGCGGAGAGCAGUAUGGCUGGGAUCACUCGGUCCACAAAAGGAAGCGGCUCCCCCCAGUCAAAAGGUCCCUGGUUUGCUACCUGAAAGGAAGAGAGGUGCGCAUGCAGAAUGAGUCCAGCUACCACCGGCUCUUGCACGGCUAUGCUGCCCAGCAGUUGCCCAGCCUUCUGAAGGAGCGAGAAUUCCACCUCGGGACCCUGAAUAAAGUGUUUGCGUCUCAGUGGUUGAAUCACCGGCAAGUGGUGUGCGGGACAAAAUGCAACACGCUGUUCGUGGUCGAUGUCCAGACUGGCCAGAUUACCAAGAUUCCCAUCCUGAAGGACCGGGAGCCGGACAUGGUCAACCAACAGGGCUGUGGGAUUCAUGCCAUCGAACUGAACCCUUCGAGGACCCUCUUGGCCACCGGAGGCGACAAUCCAAACAGCCUGGCGAUUUAUCGGCUGCCUACGCUUGAUCCCGUGUGCGUGGGAGAUGACGGACACAAAGAUUGGAUCUUUUCUAUUGCGUGGAUCAGUGACACCAUGGCUGUGUCUGGCUCCCGAGAUGGGUCGAUGGGGCUGUGGGAAGUGACGGACGAAGUCCUAGCCAAGAGCGACGCGAGACGGAACUUGUCCCGAGUUCCGGUCUAUGCUCACAUAACACACAAGGCACUAAAGGACAUCCCCAAGGAGAACACGAAUCCAGACAACUGCAAGGUCCGGGCGCUUGCCUUCAACAACAGGAACAAGGUCAGAGAAGAUAAAUGGGCACACAUGGGAGUAAAAUUGUACUCUUCCCUCCUGCUGAAGCUGGAAGCAGAGUAAGGUGGAAAUAAAAAU